GCUAGCCCGAACUGUUGGCGAACACUCCACGACUGUCGAUUGUUCAGUCAUCGUGACACAGCAGGCUGCAUGAGCGAAAGCCGGCAAAUGGCGUAAAACAUGGCAAGGGAACAGGAGGCCAUUCAAACAUCAUAUGCCGCCUUCUUCUUACUCUUACCUUUCCCAUAUCUCCGCUAUGAAUCGAUCAGAGGUUCUAGGGGCCUUUAACAAAUGGAAGUGGCCGGUAGCUGGUGUAGCGGCAGCAUUUGUAGGGUCACUGUACUCGCUCGGUUUUACUCAAACGUUUCAUCUUUACGCCGCUGGUGACGGUCACAAUGGCAAAGACGUCUCGGGAUCCUUUGGAGUGAGAGGGCUGUUAAAAAAACUGAUUCACGACUUUCUUCAGAAUGGUCAAGGACCAGACAAACCACCACUCAGCCCAAGCGAGGCGAGUCGAAUCAUCCGGAGAAAUGAACGCAGGGUUGAUGUCAACGUGGGAAAUGUCUUGUACUACGAUUCAAAUAUUCUCCCAUCUAAUGAGCCAACUGAAGAUCGGAACGCUGAAUGCGAAAUGCUCUCGAGUAAUGGUACUUUAUUUAGUGUAAUCGAUGGGCACGGUGGCUAUCAUUGCGCUGAAGCAGUGAAAAAGCGCCUACCCUUGUAUGUUGCACUCGCUUUACUAAAGGAGACAGAUCUUACGCAAUUUGAAAAAGAAAUUGUUGAGGAUCUGCUCAUUUCACGAUUUUCCGAUAAAAGUGGACCAAAGACGUCGGUAGCAAAUGAUAGUAGUUCUGAUAACGAUCUAUCAAAGAAACAAGACGUCUUUCACACUGGUCCAAAAUAUAUGGUUCAAGCCUUACAGGCCAGACUGGAAAAUGGUUGCCGUCUUAGUAUGGAUGAAGCUUUGAGCUUUGCUUUCACCCACCUUGACGAUGAUAUUGUGACUGAGGCUAUCCCUGUUAAGGUUCUAGAUGAUUCUUUUCUUGCUGGAGCAAGUGGUGCCUGCACAAUUGCAGCCUACAUAGAGGGAGAUCAGUUGCUUGUUGCCAAUGCAGGAGAUUGCCGUGCUGUGCUUGGUAGUGUUAAUGGCGAUGGAAGUUGGGUCGCUACUCCGUUAUCUGCUGAUCAAACAGCCAAUAGUAGAGAGGAAUUUCAGAGAGUGUGGUCACAACACCCUGGAGAAGAAGCAACUGUUAUCAAGAAUGGUCGUCUUCUUGGUCAGCUCCAACCCUUGCGUGCAUUUGGGGACAUACAGUACAAGUGGGACAGAGUAACACACAACCAUAUUCUUACACAAGUCUAUGGAGGCCCUAUUGUGCCGCCUCAUGUUUACAAGUCACCACCCUACCUUACUGCAGAACCUGUUGUCACCAAAAGGCAACUGAGGUCAAAGGAUAGAUUCCUUAUCCUGGCAACAGAUGGAUUGUGGGAUUCAAUGUCCAGUGAUAAGGCUGUUGAGCUUGUAGGGCAGUUUGUAAAUGGCGCAGGUAGAAAGAGUGAUGUGCUUGAACAUAACGCAGCAAGUCAUCUCAUUCGGCAUGCAAUUGGUGGGAAUGAUCACCACUUUGUUGCCCAGAUGUUGCUGGUGCCAGAUCAGUAUCGGCGUAUGUGGAGAGAUGAUAUCACUGUUACUGUUGUGUUCUUCAAUUCGGAGGAGGUCAAGAUAUCCAGUCAGCUUUAAGAUCUAAGGUUAUUUUGAUUAAUCUACAAACUUAAUCACUUCCUCCACUGUAAUUUUGCUCCCUGGAGAUACUGUACCAACUACACAGGCAUCAGAAUAAAAGCUGACACAAA
Messenger RNA from Nematostella vectensis (starlet sea anemone), 1773 nucleotides. RefSeq names its product pyruvate dehydrogenase [acetyl-transferring]-phosphatase 2, mitochondrial. The record is from RefSeq and is a predicted model, not a curated record. The transcript has 2 exons. Gene Ontology annotation, molecular function: protein serine/threonine phosphatase activity. Bases 134 to 1660 code for a protein of 508 amino acids. NCBI's taxonomy places the organism in Eukaryota, Metazoa, Cnidaria, Anthozoa, Actiniaria, Edwardsiidae. Gene Ontology annotation, biological process: protein dephosphorylation.